CCGCAGCUGUCACAACAACAACUCUACGCCAUUUCAGAGUCAGGGGGGCGAAACACCCGCGGAGGAACAACCGUGGGAUCUGUGCGUUUGUCCGGGGACAGCCCCUCUCGGCUCCUCGCCGCUGCCGGUGUUCCGAUGCAGGUUUUCGGGCUCGUGCGCGGCAGCUUGUCCCGCCCGGGCUGAAGCGCCGACGGGCCGUUUAGUCGGGUUGUCGUGCUAACGGCUAAUAAGCUAGCUGAGCGUAAAUAAGGAUGAAGCGCAUCAAAGGAGGAGAGGAGGACGGCCACGGCCCCCCCAGUGGGAGCCCACCGGAGGCUUGCAAGAAGGUGCGGACGCAGGCGAGCGAGGAGUCCGAGGCAGCGGGCGCCAGCGACGCGCCUGUAAGCGACUGGGCGCGACUUCCCCAGGAGCUGCUGCUGCACAUCUUCCAGUACCUCCCACUGCUGGAUCGGGCCUACGCCUCUCAGGUGGGCCGCCGGUGGAACCAGACGUUCCACAUGCCCGAGCUGUGGAGAUGCUUUGAGUUUGAGCUUAACCAGCCGGCGAGCUCCUACCUCAAAGCUACACACCCGGAUCUCAUCAAGCAGAUCAUAAAGAGGCACUCCAACCACCUGCAGUACGUCAGCUUCAAGGUGGACAGCAGUACAGAGUCGGCAGAAGCAGCGUGUGACAUCCUCUCGCAGCUGGUGAAUUGCUCCCUGAAGACCUUGGGGCUCAUUUCUACAGCGAGGCCCAGUUUCAUGGAGGUUCCAAAGUCUCACUUCAUCUCCGCUCUGACCGUGGUGUUUGUCAACUCCAAGUCGCUGUCCUCGCUGAAGAUAGACGACACGCCGGUGGACGACCCGUCUCUGAAGGUCCUGGUGGCCAACAACAGUGACACGCUGAAACUGCUGAAGAUGAGCAGCUGCCCUCACGUCUCCCCAGCAGGGAUCCUGUGUGUGGCAGACCAGUGUCACGGCCUGAGAGAGCUGGCACUGAACUACCACCUCCUGAGCGAUGAGCUCCUGCUGGCCCUCUCCUCGGAGAAACACGUGCACCUAGAACACUUGCGCAUCGACGUGGUGAGCGAGAACCCCGGUCAGCACUUCCACACCAUCAAGAGGAGCUCCUGGGACGCCAUGGUGCGCCACUCGCCCAAAUUCAACCUGGUCAUGUACUUCUUCCUCUACGAGGACGAGUUCGGCCCCUUCUUCAACGAGGAGGUCCCGGUCACGCACCUCUACUUCGGCCGCUCGGUCAGCAAGGAGGUGCUGGGCCGCGUCGGCCUCCACUGCCCCCGCCUGGUGGAGCUGGUGGUGUGCGCCAACGGCCUGCGUCCCCUGGACGAAGAGCUGAUCCGCAUCGCCAAGCACUGCACCCAGCUGUCCGCCAUCGGCCUGGGCGAGUGCGAGGUGUCCUGCAGCGCCUUCGUGGAGUUCGUCAAGAUGUGCGGCCGCAGGCUCUCCCAGCUGUCCAUCAUGGAGGAGGUGCUGAUUCCAGACAACAAGUACUCCCUGGACGAGAUCCACUGGGAGGUCUCCAAGCACCUCGGCCGGGUCUGGUUCCCGGACAUGAUGCCCACCUGGUAACGAGGCACGCAGCGCGUCCGGUUUGUGCUGCGCAACGUUCCCGGCCUUGCGUGUUUGCAUAGAAAAGCCGCAGUGGGAUGUUUGGUGGCGACACGGAGAGCACAAGCUAACCGAACUCUUGUGCAGAGACGUAACAGGGCACCCGGCCGCUUUGUUCAAUUCAAAGUUGCUUUGCUUCAUCGGGAGUCUGGCUUCUUCACACAUUAAAUCAGCAGGUAGAAAUUUCAGAGGGUUUUACGACUGCAAAUGUAGUAGCUAUGAACAUGUUAGCGUGUGUGCGUAUGUGAGUGUUUUUAAUAUUGUGCAGUGAUUCAGGAAGAUUCGGUAGAUAUCUGCACGUCACCACCAAUUCCAUUCUGAGAUAGCUGUGCACUCUGGACCCGAUACGGCAUUAGAGGUGAUGCUAUUCCCCCCUUGGAUGUGACACGAGGUGUUUCGUAGCAAUAGUGUUUACUUCAGUUUAUACAAGAGUAACGAAUGUGAUCAUGGAGAACAACAGGACGGCAUCUCACUCAAGAAAGUAUGUUGAAAAUGUUAGAAUGUGUGUGUGUGUGUGUGUGUGUCUGUCAGUGUGUGUGUGUGUGAUGGCAGUGAUGCAUUUUUCUUUUAUUUUUACCAGAUGGUUCAGAUUUAGUUUUCUCUCCUGCAUCUAAAGGCUUAACAGAGACUCGUGUUCAGCUUUCUGAACAGAUAUAUUUUUCCUAAGCACCUUACAUAGAUACCAAAAUGAGGCCCAAAUGAAAGCACGGACACAAUCUUUAUAAUAUGCCAAUUUGUACAAGUUGGAUCCUAAUGGUUAUUUAUACUGUUCUGAGGUUCUGUUGAAUCGGAUACCACCUAAGUGUAUUAUAUAAUUAUUAAUACAAACCAGAGAAAUGGUUCUAUGUAAAUAUAAAGUUAACCCUCUGUCUCCUGGGUCAUUAAUAUAUUCGUGUUUUAUUUGUAGCGUGUGCUCUUUGCCCGUUGGAGCUCCAGAGCUGUUGUCUGUCAGUGGGAGGAACACGCAGCAGACAAACUGGGAUCCAUCUGCUCGUUCUUUAAGAUGUUUCCUGCCCAAAACACUAAUUCAUUUCAGUCAGAUGAGUGGAACAAACUUUCCUUUUUAAGAAGAGACAAAUGCAUCUGUAUAUAAAACGCUGUGUUUGGAUAUUAUGAACAGAUUUCUUUAUUUGGUUUCCUGAACCAACGGCUGGUAUCUAAUAAAAGCAGAGUGUUGGUUACGCUUUGCUGGAUGAUCAUUUUCAUACUGUAGAACAUGUUCUAGGAGAAGAUGAGUUGUGUGAUUCAUUGUGUGUUUCGGUUUGACAAAGAUCAUUAGAACCACCAGGCAGACCAGUAGCACUAGUUUUAAGUCCACUUCCACCAGCUUAAAAACCUUUAUCACACACGGGGGGAGAGGAAGUGAGUUAAAUCCACUAAAGUGGGUAAAAAAUGAAAUGUGUAUUUUCGUAAAAAGCUCUUUAUCAGCAGUGGCCACCGCUGCCCAGCUGUAAAUAACGUCGGGGUCUGAUCUAGUUUCUCAGCCUCCUGCAUUCCUUUUAUCUGUGUUGUGUUUCCUGUAAGCUAAGCAGUAAGUUAGACUCCGACUGGGGGCUGUUGCAGGAAGUGAGCGCUCUCCUCACUGCGGUUACACAUCACACGGCUGCAAAGUGACGUGCUGCUUUAAAUCGUUUUAGCCUGCUGCUCGUCGGCUUUUAAUGGAAACGUCAGAGUCCAGAUGAAAUGCAACAUUAAGGUGUUGGGAGUAAACUGGCGAACGCUUGGUCUUAUUUGCUUAACUAUCACCUGUCUUGGAAUAAAAAAUGCUUUGGACAUAUUUUAUUGGAAAAUAAAAACAUUGUGAAUCUA
Molecule: messenger RNA, 3416 nt
Organism: Gasterosteus aculeatus aculeatus (three-spined stickleback)
Lineage: Eukaryota; Metazoa; Chordata; Actinopteri; Perciformes; Gasterosteidae
Gene: fbxl3a
Product: F-box and leucine-rich repeat protein 3a
Cellular component (GO): mitochondrion
Molecular function (GO): protein binding
Source: RefSeq, a predicted model, not a curated record